CGCGUGAGGUUACUGGAUGUGUGAAAUAUCGAUAGUCGCGAAGUGGGGUAACUAUUAACAUCGCAAUUCCACUCCCUUGCAACCUCGUAUACCGCGAUUUAAGCAGGGAGCAACGUAGUGCUUUCUCAUUCGUAAAGGAAUGAAUAGCUGAUCACGAUCCAGAAGUCGUAUGCCGCUCCAUUCAGUCGUAUUCGACAACUCACAACGGUUUAAUGGGCUUUCUGGAAUAACUUUGAGAUUUAAACGGUGGCUUACAUAAUCCUGUAAAAAUGUUGGACGAUCUGUUGGGACGGCUUUAUCCUCCUUACAAUAAUAUCGAUCCGAGAACCAACGAGUGGUUUUUAUUGUCGGGAGCAGGUCCGAUCACUAUUAUACUAGUGGCGUACAUUUACAUUUGUACUUCGGCAGGUGAAAGAUUUAUGAAAGACAAGCAGCCCUAUGAUUUACGCAAGAUUCUCAUAGUGUACAACUUUAUUCAAAUUCUAUUCAGCAGCUACACGUUCAAAGAAGCUUUAAUGGGAGGCUGGCUGUACGAUUUCAGCUACACGUGUCAGCCAAGUGAUUAUUCGGAAAGUGAAUCAGCAAUGCGAAUAGCCGGAGCUUGUCAUUUAUACUUCCUCGCCAAGCUGUUUGAACUUCUGGACACCUUAUUCUUUGUACUUCGGAAAAAGCAGCGUCAAAUAACUUUCCUCCACCUCUAUCAUCACACCGUAAUGCUACUAUCAACUUGGGUUGGAGUUCGUUAUUUCAGUGGAACGUUUCAUUUGACAUUUCUCGGGUUGGCAAACAGCUUUGUUCAUAUAAUUAUGUACGGCUAUUACAUGCUGACGGCCUUCGGGCCGGAAAUGCAAAAAUCCCUAAUGGCCUGGAAAAAGUAUAUAACAAUAAUGCAAAUAGUACAAUUCGGCGCUGUUGGCAUACACGCUGCACAGAUAUUUUUCAUUGAAUGUGACGUAUCAAAACUACUGGCUACACUUGUUUGCCUGAAUAGUAUUAUAUUCAUCUACCUCUUCUCGUCUUUUUAUAUUCAGAAUUAUUGUAAGAGUGACACCAACCAUGUAAGAAACACAAGUUCAUCGAAAACUGGUUACACUAGUAAAAAAUCUGAAUAAAAAAUAUUCUUUAACAAUAUGAUAAUGGCAAGUGAUUUAGAAAUAUAAAUAUGAAGGACAAAAAACGAAUCUAUUCAGAACGGCAUUGAUUCUACAGAAACCAGUUCUAGAACUAAUUUUGUAAAUGAAAUUGUAUCGUAUGUGUAUGUGUAAUAUGUUAUUUAUAAUAUAUUGUUUGUGAUAGGUUUAAUUAUGUAUACAAUCAGUCCUAAAAUUAUUUUUGUACAAUCGGUAUUGUCGUCCAUUUUACUUUUUACGGUUGAAAUAUUCGAGACAAUUCUUCUGGAGAAUUUAGGAACCUGAAUAUUCUUGCCGAAAUUUGGUUCUAUGGAACAGGUCUGUAGAAUCGGUCCUUACGUUCAUCAAUGUAAUGUAUAAAUGGAUUCUGGAGAAUCAGUCUAACGUCAGGUAAUAUUCUUUAGAAAUACAAUUUGUAAAAUGGCAAUUACGGCGGAAUCGAACUUUUAGAAUUAAAUCCCUCUCAUUCUACUCCUGAAAAAACCUACGAGGCUGAAGUUAGCCGCAGGGUUCAGCUGCCGGUUAUCGAAAUCCAGGGACGAAUGGGGGCCUGAAGCCCCCAACCCGAGUCUUCCGAUCUUACGUCCUGGCAUCCAUUGAAUAGUGUGAAUACUCAAGUAAACAUGUGACUUUGUGAAAAUAUAAUCAUGAGCUCCCGAUAAACAAUGCAAUUCGUCAGUAUUGGAGUGUUCCAUCGGUCUCGGAGAGGGUAUCAUUUGCUUUCGCGGGUGAAACUCCGCAUUUUGACAUGGAACUCCUACCACUAUUUCAGGGGUAGAACAAGGAAUAUUUGCGAAUUUUUUCAGAAUUUUCACACUUUUCCGAGUCAUCGACAACAACGCUGAACCUGAAAAAUUCCACUUCUUGUUACGUCCGGCGUAUCGCUACGCGUCUCUAUGACUGUAUUUUACAUAUUUUUACAAAGUUCUAUGUUUACUGGAGUAUUCGCACUAUUCAAUGUAUGCCAGAACGUAAGAAUCGGAAGUUUCAGGUAGGGGGCCUCAGGCCCCCAUUCGUCCUUGGAUUUUGAGAACCGGGCGGCGUCUGAAACCUGCGGCUAACCUUGGCGUUGUAAAACACCUAGGCAUACC
Molecule: messenger RNA, 2221 nt
Organism: Neodiprion fabricii
Lineage: Eukaryota; Metazoa; Arthropoda; Insecta; Hymenoptera; Diprionidae
Product: elongation of very long chain fatty acids protein 7-like
Exons: 4
Coding region: 270-1112 (280 amino acids)
Biological process (GO): fatty acid elongation, saturated fatty acid; fatty acid elongation, polyunsaturated fatty acid; sphingolipid biosynthetic process
Cellular component (GO): endoplasmic reticulum membrane
Molecular function (GO): fatty acid elongase activity
Source: RefSeq, a predicted model, not a curated record